UAUUUUACAAUUGCCAUUUCUCGUAUAUUUUACAAUUACCAUUUCUCCUAUAUUUUACCCUAGUUAUUCUUGUACUAUUUUUGCAUUCAACAUGUCAAAAUCCAAUGACGUUUGUGUAGAUCAUAAAGGGAUAGAAAUGCCCAUAGGGACUCUUCUACAACUUAUCCCAGAUUUCGAUACAAAAAAUAACAACGAUAUAUACAGAUACAUACGGUCGUGUGACGCUGCAUUUAACCUAGCGACUAUAACCCAACAACCGACAGUACUAGUUUUUGCCCUAAAUAAAAUAACUGGUCCUUAUUCUGCAGACGUACAUGCCAAACAAUUUCUUAACUGGGCGGAAUUAAAAACAUUUCUAAUCCAAAAAUUUUCGCAAACGAAAACUCUCGCGCACCUAAACUUAGAACUACAAUCAAUGUUCCAAAAACAUAACGAGUCGAUUACAGAAUACUAUCACAGAGUAGAGCUCUGUAGAAGUAAAAUAAUAGAAAAACUUAACGCGGAAAUCUUAGAUAAUACUUUACUGGGUCGCCUUGCAACUACUGAGGAGACCGCACUAAAUGUCUUUAUAAACGGGAUUAGUUCAGAUAUCGGAACGAUGUUAAGGACUAAAGGGUUUAACAAUCUGUCUGAGUCAGGGCGUUUCGCCUUACAGGAAGAUAAAAUCAGAGCCAUGAAUAACGCUCGUCAAACAUUAUUUAGAACAAACUCCCCACGUCUCUCAAUUGCACCACAUAAGCCCCCGGUCUCUACAAACCUUCCCACUCGACGUCCCAUGACAUAUCCUCCGCAUAGACCACUAAACAAUCAAUUAAACUCAACACACGAAAACACUAAGAUAUGCAAUUAUUGUAAACACCCAGGACACGUCAUAAGCGAAUGUCGCAAACGAACUUACAACAAUAAUCUUAGAAACAAAAACCAACUCGCUCAACCGACACCAUCCACUAAUGUUAAUAAUUUAAACUUGUUGGCGACCAACGAGGUGGGCAACUCGUCGGGAAUCGCUAUCUGCCCAGAGACUUCCGAAUUGAUCGAAAACUUAAACGACCUCCAACUCUAGAAUACCAACGAAACAACAUGUUAAAACAAAGUGCAUCUCUAGAUAAUAAAACAGUCAAUCGGAGACAAUUUAGAGAUGUAUACGUUCAAACUGAAGAACAUACCCAAACAAUUAGUUUUAACGAAACCUACGAACAGGGUAGCCAGCCCCAAACCCUCGGUUUCCCCACAAGAUCUUCUAUAUCCACUGAAUCUUCUAACCCUACUAAUUCUACUAAAUCAAGCACACAUUCUAAAUCAAUUCAAUCAUCCAAACAUAUUACAAAAUCCUUUCCAAACUCUUCAAAGGAAACCUACGAACAGGGUAACCAGCCCCAAACUCUCGGUUUCUCCACAGAAUCUACUAUUUCCACCGAAUCUCCUAACUCUAGUAAACCUACUAAAUCAAACAGAAAUUCUGAACCGAUUCAAUCAUCCAAGCUCGUUACAAAAUUCUCUACAAACACUACUACCUCUACAAAGUUCACUAAAUCCAAAUCGCGUGCCAAAACAAAACUUAAACCGAAACUAAAAUUCAAAAAUCCUAAAUCCGAACUCAAAUCUGUUACCAAAUCAUAUAAUAUAAAAUCCUUAAACAUACCUCCCGAAAACCUAUUACAUUGCAAGUUCCAUGUCGACGGCCAACCACUCAUAUUAUUAAUAGACACAGGAGCAGCCAUCUCUGUUAUACAAAAGAACAAAAUAGGUAAUAACUUAAUCGACUCCUCAAAUAAAGUAUCCAUAAUAGG
Molecule: messenger RNA, 1790 nt
Organism: Papilio xuthus (Asian swallowtail)
Lineage: Eukaryota; Metazoa; Arthropoda; Insecta; Lepidoptera; Papilionidae
Exons: 1
Coding region: 92-1063 (323 amino acids)
Source: RefSeq, a predicted model, not a curated record